AUGGAACUAGAAUACCGAUUGAUUUUUAAAGCAACUGGUUUCUUUUCCUUGAUCACUAUUGGAGUUCCAGCUAAUGUAAUCAUUCUCAUAAUAUUUAUCUACCUUAGAUUCAGUGAAAAGAAACUGCUGCCCUCCAAUUGCAUUCUGGCCAUGCUGGCUUUGGUGAACUUGAUGGUAAUAUUUUCCAAAGGUGUUCCCCAGGCUCUCCACUCAGUAGGAUUCAGAAACCUCUUAAAUGACACGGAGUGUAAACUUAUAUCAUUCACGUAUCGAAUUUGUAGAGGAAUGACAAUUUGUGUCACUUGUUUACUGAGUUGCAAUCAAUGGAUUAUAUUAGCCCCACCCUCAAAAACAUGGCUUUAUCUUAAACAGGGAGUUGCACAAAGUUUGCCAUGGAUUAUGCUGUUGCUGUGGUUCAUCAAUAUUGCGAUUUAUCCAUCUUGCUUGAUUCACGUCCGAGCCAUAGCCAACUAUACAACAUCCAUAUACACAUUGCACUUGGAAUUCUGCAACCAUGAUUUCAUGACAUUUGAGUCAUAUGUGGCCAAUGGAGUAGCAAUUGCUUUCCGUGACUUCUUUUUUGUUUGGACUAUGACACUCACCAGCUGCUGUAUUGUAUUCCUGCUAUACAGGCAUGGCAAACGCGUUCAAGGUAUUCGCAGUUCUGACAGAAAUCUUGGCAAAACGAUGGAGUACAAGGCUGCUAGAUCAGUAGUGCUACUGGUUACCAUUUAUGUGGCUCUGUUUGGACUGGACAGCAGCAUUUGGCUUUAUACCCUCACAAUAUCGAGGGUAUCUCCAGUUAUCUCAGAUACUCGAGUGUUUUUCGGAACCUUGUAUGCUGCGCUUAGUCCCAUUGUAAUUAUAAAAACGAAUAAGAAAAUCAAAACAGUGCUUACAUGUAGAAUGAAUAAGAACCUCAUAGCCUCCAUCGAUACAUACACUAACAGUUCAUUUUAA
Messenger RNA from Xenopus laevis (African clawed frog), 960 nucleotides. RefSeq names its product olfactory receptor class A-like protein 1. The record is from RefSeq and is a predicted model, not a curated record. The transcript has a single exon. NCBI's taxonomy places the organism in Eukaryota, Metazoa, Chordata, Amphibia, Anura, Pipidae. The coding region runs from base 1 to 960 and encodes 319 amino acids.